GUCUUAUUCAUAAUCAUUUUUCACAUUUUAUCAAAUGCUUAUUAGAGGUUUAUAAAACGUUUGAUAAAAAUUGUUAUUCAUAAUCGUCAUUUAGCGCUAAAAUCCUCUUUUAUCUGUGUGAUAAGUUAUCGAGAGCUCGGGCCUUGUUUAAAGCUCUAAUAAACCUAUUUUAACCUAACUUUUAUAAAUGUCAUUUCAUAUGAAUGUCACUUCGUUGGUUUAUUUAUUCAAAAUAUCCUUGCUGUGAUCCUUGCUUGUGAAAAUGAAUGCUAUAAAUGCAAUUGUGCAUUUAGCCAAUAAUGCCGACCCAGCGCGACGUAGAAAGCUCUACCGCCAACGAAGCAACCCAUUCGAUUUGCGGGACCUAAAUUUUAAAAUAAAAUAUAGGUUCAAUAAGGACACAGUGCGCACCAUCAUAGAUUUGGUGGAAGAUGAUCUGGUUCAGAGCGCUAGAGGUGGUGGCACGUGUCCUGAACUGCAAGUUUUAGUGGCCAUAAGAUGUUGGGGACGUCGUGAGGUACAAGAUGAUGCUGGUGACCUCCAUGGCCUAAGUCAGCCGACAGUGAGCCGGAUAUGCGCCAGAGUCGCGCAUGCAAUCGCGAAUAAGGCAAAUUCCUUCAUCAAAAUGCCUAUCACUAUAGGAGAGCAGGAAAGAAUUAGUGCCAAAUUUAGAGCAAUUAAAAAUUUUCCUGGGGUGAUAGGAGCCAUAGAUUGCACCCACAUUAAAAUUAAAAAAACCGGAGGUGACAUGGCCCAGUACUAUAUUAAUAGAAAAGGCUAUUAUUCCCUGAAUGUUCAGGUUGUCUGUGAUGCUGACCUCAAAAUAAUGGAUAUAGUGGCUAGAUGGCGAGGCAGUACACAUGACAGUCGAAUUUUUAUGGAGAGCAAUAUAAAACAACGAUUUGAGGAUAGGCAGUUUAGAGGACGCCUUAUUGGCGAUUCGGGCUACCCUCUUCUGCCAUAUCUAUUUACACCUAUUUUAAGGCCUAGUCGUCCAGAAGAAGAAGCAUACAAUAAUGCUCACAUCUCAACUAGGAACACUGUUGAAAGGUGUUUUGGGGUGUGGAAGCAGCGGUUCCAAUGCCUACUCCAUGGCUUACCAGUAAGCCUCCAAAAUGGAAAAGCUGUGAUCAUAGCAUUGGCUGUAUUACAUAAUAUAGCCAUUGAUAUGAAUGACACAUUGUUAGAACAACAUAUGGAGCAGGUCCCUGUAACUCCGCAACUUUCGACGGAGAACAGUGUUCACGACAACCGACCUUCAUUGUUGAGGCGUAGGUCGCAGUUGAUACUACAAAAUUUUAUAAAUCAACAUUUUUGAAUGAUACUGUUCCUGGCAUCUUAAUGAAAAUAAAAAGAAUAUUUGAUUGAAAAA
Molecule: messenger RNA, 1372 nt
Organism: Ostrinia nubilalis (European corn borer)
Lineage: Eukaryota; Metazoa; Arthropoda; Insecta; Lepidoptera; Crambidae
Product: putative nuclease HARBI1
Exons: 5
Coding region: 263-1318 (351 amino acids)
Source: RefSeq, a predicted model, not a curated record